Messenger RNA from Hypanus sabinus (Atlantic stingray), 1729 nucleotides. Its product is annotated as uroplakin-3a-like. Lineage: Eukaryota; Metazoa; Chordata; Chondrichthyes; Myliobatiformes; Dasyatidae. Bases 105 to 935 code for a protein of 276 amino acids. The transcript is spliced from 7 exons. The record is from RefSeq and is a predicted model, not a curated record.
CUGGUUUAGACCUGCACCUGUCGCUUUGGUGUAAUCUGUGUCUCGCUGACUUCAUUUGCUUCUUGUCCCACUGAAAAUAACUGCUGUUUUUUGCCCCUGCUAACAUGAAGAUUGUUCUAUUGCUGUUGGCUGUUUGGGUCCCAUCCACCUUAUGCGUCUCUUCCAGCUUCAAGCCGGAAAUCCCGUCGGCUACUUUUUUCCGGGGUCUCCGCACUUCUACCACCGUGACCCUAGCCAAGCCUGUCUGUGUCUUUCAAAGCGGCGUUGUGGAAGUUUUUGGAGUGCAGUCUACCGCAAGUACAAAUGAUAUUGGCACCAGCCCACAGAGCUACCAGCAAACCCGAGGUGGUGAACUGAGACCAUAUCGUGCUGGAAGAUUUGAAAUUCUACAGUGUACAUCUCCACUCCUCAGGAUAACUGCAGAUCCUAAGUUGGUCCAAAAAGAAAUAAAUGGCUAUCUCUUCAGAGUUGGAAAUGAUGUUCAGUGUCUAAACAAAAUUGACACUGAAUCUGGAGACUGCAAUGCCCCACUUAAUGGAAGUGCAUCUUACAGGUUUAAGUUUGCUGUACGUAACUCUGCCACAGGUGCAAUUGAAAAUGAAACACUCUGGUCAGAACCCAUCUCUCUUAUACAAGUUUCUGAUUAUAGAGUUAUCAAUACUGAGAUAGGCUACAGAACAGGAGGAAUGGUGGUGAUCACAACUAUUCUCGUCAUUCUUCUCUUCCUUAUCCUGUGUGCCUUUGUCAUCUCGCUUGUGAUUUCUUAUAUGAAAGAAGAGCAUCCUGUAAUGGAACAGCAACCGAUUCCCAAGACCUACAUCACACAUCAGAGAAAUGAAGGCUAUGCUGAAACUCUCCCUACAGCAGGACCCAGACUUGCUGCCCAGCAGCCAACUGAGCCGUCGCUUUAUCAGGUUAUUGAGAAAUCAGCUUAAGCUCCAGUGAAAGGUCAUGAAAACAUCUCAGAGGGUUGCUAUUUUGGGUUGAAGACAAGAAUCUGCAGUGAGAAAAACACUGAUGUGCAACAUGGUUUCUUUGCCUUUCUUCAGGCUAAACUGCAUAACUAGGAUGCCAAUCUGUCUGUACAUAUUCUGUGUAGUGCAUGGUGACUAUAUGGGGUGGGGGGGGGAAUUAAAUUCUAAUUGUGAUUCAGUUAACUUUCUCUGUGUAUAUUUGAAAUAAAGUCCUUGUUGCCAGGUUUCACUGAGGGUCUUGGCUCUGAUUUGGAUCUUUGGUUAAUAUGUUUGUAUACGUCUCAGCUUCUUCUCAGUUUAUUAUUUGUUGCUACUAAAAUUAGAUCACCUAGUCUCCAUACCAAAGUGAAAAUGUUAAUCUCUUCAAAAUACAACAGCCACUGUGGGCACAUGUUCUUUACUCAAGCCUCGGGUAGAUGCCUUUUAAUGGUCUGUAAUCUCCAUCAGUCUGUCCAUAUCCCUCUGAAUCACUGGGUACAUUCUUCCAAAGUAUUCCUAUUAUUGAACCAUGCAGUCUUGCAGCAGCACACUCUAGGAACGUAUCAUGCAUAUACUUUAAGGGAUGGUUCCUGAGGUCACAUCAGCAAGGCCAACUGAUACGAGAAUUUGGGUAAAGUUCAAAUGACAGUAUAUACUGAAACUGACUGACAUUGUACAGGUGUUUUGGAAAGUUCCUAACAAUCUCAACCAUAAAGUUUCUCAUAUCAACAUGUUUUUCUCUUAUUGCAAUUAAAAUUUUAAAUAUGUAUACUGUA